UUCCCAGCUACCUAGGUCCAUUCACAACGACACUGGAUUACCGACGCCGUUCGUAGAGAAGCUCCUUCCGCGGGCUCCUCCUCGAACUACACAGCAGGGGAAGCAAAGGGCUCACGAACCUGCCCGACGUAAACAAUGAAAAUGUCCGCGGCGGAGAUCAGCCAGAUCCUCAAGGAGGGCGAGCUGGAGAAGAGGAGCGACAACCUGCUCCAGUUCUGGAAGAGGAAGACGUGCGUCCUGACCACGGACUGCCUCAACAUCUACGCCGACACGCAGAAGCGCACCCGGGGCAAGGAGCUCAAGCUGCAGUCCAUCAAGAAGGUGGACUGCGUGGAGCGCACCGGCAAAUUCGUCUAUUUCACCAUCGUUACCACAGACCACAAAGAGAUCGAUUUCCGGUGCUCCGGGGAGGAGAACUGCUGGAACGCCGUGAUCACCAUGGCUCUGAUCGAUUACCAGAACAGAAAGGCCAUCCAGGACUUUAAAACGCGGCAGGACAAUGAGAGCGCGUCACCCGGGCAGCAGGAGAGGCGCAUGGCGAGGGCGCCCUGAGCCGCCGUGGGACAGUUUGCCACUCCUAAUAUGUGUCAAAAUGGACCAUACAUACGUAAUACGCGGACCAAAAGGAAGACGAGGUCAUCCGGUCCAGAUGAAGGAUUGUUCGAGACUGAGCUCUCGAGCGGCGGACGGAGAGUUUUUCAGAAGCUUCACACACAGGAAUGAACUCUGGACUUGUCCAAACUAUUUAAAAGUGUGCUCUCCGGAGAGGAAUGACUCCCAAAAACCAUGAUGUUAAUUUAUUUGUUCCCAGGAUAUAUGUUAUUACUGGCCAACAGCUUGUGUUUGUUUAAAUUAUUUUCUAUUUCAAGUUGUGUUGAGUGUAUUUAUUUGAAUAAAUAUUCCUGCCUUUUAUCGUAA
Molecule: messenger RNA, 918 nt
Organism: Pseudoliparis swirei
Lineage: Eukaryota; Metazoa; Chordata; Actinopteri; Perciformes; Liparidae
Gene: phlda2
Product: pleckstrin homology-like domain, family A, member 2
Exons: 2
Coding region: 136-552 (138 amino acids)
Biological process (GO): positive regulation of apoptotic process
Molecular function (GO): phosphatidylinositol phosphate binding
Source: RefSeq, a predicted model, not a curated record